AUGAGUUUGAAUAAGUUUAUUCUCGUUGUUCUUCUUGGUAUUCUUGUUUGCACUGCCACUGCAAGGAAGCUUGCUGGUAUAGAGGGUUCUUUUAAUGAUGAAAAACACUUAUCUCGCCACCAUUGGGGACAUGGUGGAUUAGGAGAUCCUGGAGUCGGAUAUGGUGGACCUGGAGGUGGAGAUGGUGGAGCAUCUGGUGGUGGGUUUGGUGGAGCAGUUCGUGGUGGAUUUGGCGGAGGACCUGGAGAAGGUGGGUUCGGUGGAGCACCUGGUGGUGGGUUUGGUGGAGGACCUGGUGGGGGAUAUGGUGGAGGACCUGGUGGCGGCUUUGGCGGAGGACCUGGUGGUGGCUUUGGUGGACCUAGUGUAGGAUUUUGUGGAGGACCUGGAGGUGGAUUUGGUGGAGGACCUGGAGGCGGAUAUGGCGGAGGACCUGGUGGCGGAUAUGGCGUAGGACCUGGUGAUGGAUAUGGUGGAGGACCUGGAAGCAGAGACAGAUAUGGUGGAGGGCCUGGAGGUGGAUAUGUUGGAGGAAAUGGGGAUGGAGAUGGGGGACCUAGAGGCGGAGACGGUGACAAACCUGGUAGUGGAUUUCAUGGAAAAAAGAUUUAG
Olea europaea var. sylvestris is the source of this 612-nucleotide messenger RNA. RefSeq names its product glycine-rich protein DOT1-like. Lineage: Eukaryota; Viridiplantae; Streptophyta; Magnoliopsida; Lamiales; Oleaceae. The coding region runs from base 1 to 612 and encodes 203 amino acids. The transcript has a single exon. The record is from RefSeq and is a predicted model, not a curated record.